Molecule: messenger RNA, 1001 nt
Organism: Engraulis encrasicolus (European anchovy)
Lineage: Eukaryota; Metazoa; Chordata; Actinopteri; Clupeiformes; Engraulidae
Gene: mpv17
Product: mitochondrial inner membrane protein MPV17
Exons: 8
Coding region: 309-842 (177 amino acids)
Biological process (GO): cellular response to reactive oxygen species
Cellular component (GO): mitochondrion; membrane; cytoplasm
Source: RefSeq, a predicted model, not a curated record
UGACUGGGUUUUUUUGCACAGGUAGCACUGGCUGAAUUUCUGGGUCACCGGCAUCAGCCUUAUAAUCGACCCAAAACUCCUAUUUAAAAGCUAAAGUGUCUUGGCGUGCAUGCAGGAUUUGGGGAGAGCUCUUAGCGUGCUUCAGCUGUAGCCUAAUUGAGUAGAGCUCAACUUGGACGACACACUCAUUCAUCACGUAACGUCAAGGCUGAUUCGAAGGCACGUGCCUGUAGUUCUACUUGGGGUUUCAAAGUAGCGGUAGUGAAGUCUUGUCAUCUUCACAAAGUCCUUGAAAAAAGAUUGGGACCAUGGCUGGGCUAUGGAGGUCCUAUCAGGCUCUUAUGGCCAAACACCCCUGGACAGUACAGAUUAUCACUGCUGGCUCUCUUGUGGGGGUGGGCGAUGUCAUCUCCCAGCAGCUGAUUGAGCGGAGAGGUCUGGCCAAUCACAACGUGCAGCGGACUGCCAAGAUGAUGAGCAUCGGCUUCUUCUUUGUUGGUCCAGUCAUAGGGGGCUGGUACAGGGUCCUGGACAGGCUGGUUGUGGGAGAGACCAAAAGUGCUGCACUGAAGAAAAUGGCCAUUGACCAGGUGGGCUUCGCACCGUGCUUCCUGGGGGCGUUCCUGGGCAUCUCAGGUACCCUGAAUGGAUUGACGCUGGAGCAGAAUGUGGCCAAGCUGAAGAGGGACUAUGGAGAUGCCUUGAUCUCAAAUUACUAUCUCUGGCCCCCAGUGCAAAUAGCCAACUUUUAUUUCGUACCACUGCACCACAGAUUGGCUGUGGUCCAGGUUGUGGCGGUGGUUUGGAACUCGUACCUCUCCUGGAAGGCCAACCAGAUGUGACAGGUGCCUCCAAAAGAGAGCUGUGCUACUGUACCUCAUUUGCAAGACAAUAAUGUGUGACUGAGAGAGAGUGGCUUCGCAGAUCGAUUGUGUACUUGAAAAGGAAGAUUGUUCUUUUUCCAGCUUAAAGUGAUACUGUCCAAUUUUUGGAAAUAAGCU